Molossus molossus (Pallas's mastiff bat) is the source of this 2267-nucleotide messenger RNA. RefSeq names its product zinc finger protein 623 (gene ZNF623). Gene Ontology annotation, biological process: regulation of transcription by RNA polymerase II. Gene Ontology annotation, molecular function: RNA polymerase II cis-regulatory region sequence-specific DNA binding; DNA-binding transcription factor activity, RNA polymerase II-specific. Lineage: Eukaryota; Metazoa; Chordata; Mammalia; Chiroptera; Molossidae. The transcript has a single exon. The record is from RefSeq and is a predicted model, not a curated record. The coding region runs from base 38 to 1537 and encodes 499 amino acids.
AGCCUGAAUCUCCGAGGAUGAAAAGCCACAUACAGCAAUGUCAGAAACGCUCACAGUGAUGGAGCCCCUGGCCUCUGAGUCUGAGGGGGCCUCUGAACCUAGAUUGAGGGGGCUGUUGGGAAACCGGGAAGGGCAGAGCCUGCGGAGUUCCCUGUCCCAGGAGGGAGGCUUCAGGCAGGUGACCGUUACACACUGGAAGAUCCAGACAGGAGAGGCAGCCCAGGUGGGAAGUGAAUCGGGAGGUGGCCCAGUUCUGAGCUCAAACCUCCUCAUCCUUCAGAGAGAGCUUAUAGAAGGGGAAGCCCACCCAUGUGAGACUUGUGGCAAAAGCUUCCCAUUUACUUCUGACCUAGUUCGACAUCAGAUUUCUCAUACUGGGGAGAAACCUUACAAAUGUGACCAGUGUGGGAAAGGCUUCAGCCAGAGCACCCACCUUGCUGAGCACCAGAGUGUUCACACUGGAGAGAGACUCUAUGUGUGCAGUGCUUGUGGGAAAGACUUUGCUCACUAUGCUGAUCUCAUUGAACACCAGAGAGUGCACGCAGGAGAAAAGCCAUUCAAGUGUGCUCAGUGCGGGAAAGCCUUCUGUCACAGCUCAGACCUGAUCCGGCACCAGCGCGUUCAUACCCGGGAGAGGCCUUUUGAAUGCAAAGAAUGUGGCAAAGGUUUCAGUCAGAGUUCCUUACUCAUUCGACACCAGAGAAUUCACACGGGAGAAAGACCCUAUGAGUGUAACGAAUGUGGAAAGUCCUUCAUUAGGAGCUCAAGCCUUAUUCGACACUAUCAGAUCCACACAGAAGUGAAACAGUAUGAAUGUAAGGAAUGUGGGAAGGCCUUUCGUCAUCGCUCAGACCUCAUUGAACAUCAGAGAAUCCACACUGGAGAGAGGCCCUUUGAAUGUAACGAGUGUGGGAAGGCCUUCAUUCGGAGCUCCAAGCUUAUCCAGCACCAGAGGAUCCACACUGGAGAGAGGCCUUACGUUUGCAAUGAGUGUGGGAAGCGUUUCAGCCAGACGUCAAACUUUACUCAGCAUCAGAGAAUUCACACUGGGGAGAAACUCUACGAAUGUAAUGAAUGUGGGAAAGCGUUCUUUCUGAGUUCGUACCUUAUUCGACACCAGAAAAUCCACACUGGAGAGAGGGUGUAUGAAUGUAAGGAGUGUGGGAAAGCAUUUCUCCAGAAAGCUCAUCUCACAGAGCACCAGAAAAUCCACACUGGAGACAGGCCCUUUGAAUGUAAGGACUGUGGGAAAGCCUUCAUCCAGAGCUCCAAGCUGCUCCUGCAUCAGGUCAUUCAUACUGGAGAGAAGCCCUAUGUGUGUAGUUAUUGUGGGAAAGGGUUUAUUCAGAGGUCAAACUUCCUUCAACACCAGAAAAUACACACUGAAGAGAAACUCUAUGAAUGUAGUCAAUAUGGGAAAGAUUUCAGUUCUACCCCAAACUUUACAAAUAAUCAAGGUGGACUUCCCUUGAGUAAGACCCCCAUACAUUUGGCUGAGAAAUCUGAAAGUCAGGGGGAGCAAACAGAUAACACAUAGUUAUUCUCCAGCUCAGUGAUGUUUGGAAGUCGGUGGCAUGAGUCCUCAUUCACGAGGCUUUGGACGCGUCAGCAUUUCCCAGAGCCACAGGUGGGGCUGCUUUAGGAGUGGACUACCACCUGCUGUGUGCAGCAGUGCUAGACUGCUGUCCUCAGUGAGGAGCGUGUGUCCUCAGGAGAGCUACCUGCAGCAGCUGACUCAGCUUACCAAUUGGGGGCCAGGAGCUGGGUCUUGAAAAGGUUUCUAGGUUUUACUGCACAAUUACAGUUCAUCCCUGAGUCAAAUCCUCUAAAGAACUGUGUACCCAAUGAUUACUUUAAACAGUAUUAUGUAGCAAAUUUUGAUUUAUCAAAAAGGCAAGUUGGAGAACUACUUUCUUAUUUAAAACCACAGGUUGGUUCCCUGUGGUCUGUAGGACACAUUCUAAGCUCCGUCUCCUACAUCCUAAGGCCUUUUCCCUCCUAGAGCCUCGUCUCCCACCACUUAACUCCCAAGCCAUGUAGUUGGCGUGCAGCAACACUAACUGACGUUCCCCUGUCCAAGCUGCCCCUGCCUCCUGGCCUCCAUCCUUGUUUGAGUGCUCUCCUCCCCUCACCUGGUUAACUCUUCAUGAGUCAGGACCUUCCUGACAUUGCUGGGCUCGGCCCUGCCCGCUCUGUGCUGUCGCUCAGUUCUUACCCAUUACUGCACUUACUUUGAUAUAUAAGGAUUGUGUUUUUAUAUCUCAUUA